This is a messenger RNA of Exophiala xenobiotica, 2473 nucleotides long. RefSeq lists its product as uncharacterized. Gene Ontology annotation, cellular component: microtubule; cytoplasm; membrane. Gene Ontology annotation, molecular function: microtubule binding; GTP binding; GTPase activity. NCBI's taxonomy places the organism in Eukaryota, Fungi, Ascomycota, Eurotiomycetes, Chaetothyriales, Herpotrichiellaceae. The record is from RefSeq and is a predicted model, not a curated record. The coding region runs from base 1 to 2376 and encodes 791 amino acids. The transcript has 6 exons.
AUGGGUGACAUACAAGGCCUGAUCGACGAAAAGCAAGUAGCUCUGUUCGAUGCCUUUGAUCAGCUGUCACGCCUGGGCUCCGACAACAAGAUGGAGAUUCCCCAGAUGAUUGUGGUAGGCGAUCAGAGCAGCGGCAAGACCUCCACUUUAGAAGCGAUCACUCGGUUUCGAUUUCCAACAGGUGGGGAACUCUGCACCAGGUUCCCGACCAAGCUCAUACUCAGGAACUCCAGCAAGGAGCGGAUCUGUCUCUCCAUUGAGCCUGGAAUCACACGGACGACGGUGGAAGAAAGAGAGGCUCUGAUGAAAUUCAAUGGCACCACUGAACUUGGAGUCUAUUCUGGGACCACUUCCAACAAAAGUGCAAGCUCAGCGUCCACGAGCCACCAAGUGUUGAGGAAUUCCACCGACGACAUCCUCAGGGUCGAGAUAGAUCAACCUAAUCUGCCUAAUCUCGACCUACUGGACCUGCCGGGCGUCUUCCAACUCGGCAAAGGUACCGUCACUGAGCAGGACAGGAAAACAGUCGAAAAGAUGGUCGAGAUGCAUAUUCAGUCACCAAGGAAUGUGGUUCUGUUUGUUUGUUCCGCUCCGGCGUCCUUGGAGAACUCCGCCACAGGGCGAAUCAUUAACAUCAUGCUGGAGACCGACUCAAACCUGCUGAACCGUGUAGUCGGUGUCAUCACGCAACCAGCCAAGGCCACACAUCAUCUUCCACAAGUCCUAAACAUGCUUGGAGCUAAGGGCCAAAUGAAUCGAAAAUUUGGAUGGCAUGUGAAGGGGAUCAAAGCUCUCAGAGAGACACUGAAGGCUGCGCUCUGGAACCACGCCACAAGGGAGCUCCCAAACCUCGUUAGCGAGGUUGAGCAAAAGCUUGCAAAUGUCAAAGCUGAACUCGCAACCACCGAUCGAUCGAGAAGCACAGAGCGGGAUCAGCGGAAGUACCUUAAUGAGAUUGCUGGAAAGUUUCAAGCCCUGACCAGAGAGGCUUGCCGAGUACGGCGGCCCGCGUGGACCACUGUCUCAUGCAACUUGGUUUUUGAGAAAAUCGAUCAUUGCACCACCAGCACAUCCAUGGAACAUCGACUUAACCUUUUACAUAUUGAUUUAUCUGACGCUAUCCUGUUCCGAGGUACAUACUACGAUGAGCGACCACAGGAGUUUUACAAGGUCGGCUCUACUUACAAGACCCGUGAAAAGUUCUUCCCCUGUGUUGAUGAUGGUCGCCCUGAGAGCGUGGACAAACUUCUUCGCGGUAAUGUCCGAUCGUUGAACGAGGCAUUCGUCAGGGUGAUGCGCGAAUUUGGCAAGACCAAGGUCCUGGCCGAUCAGGCUAGUACCCCGGGCGAUGUGACGGAUGAGACUCAAAUUCCAACUCGGCAGGAGGUCCAGGUCCAAGGGUUUGCAGCGCGGAAAGACUUGCAGACCUUCUAUGGACCUAUCAAGCGGGAGUCGGUCACGAUCACUCAGUGUGAGUUUGAAAAUUGGCUGAACCAACUUAUCGAGAGAUGGAGUGGACAAGAACCUCGGGGCGAGGCCAGUACCGCCCUGGUUUCUCGUCUUUUGCAAUACCAAUCGUGUCAUUGGUCUGAGAUUGCCAAAAACCACCUCCUGGCCGUCUGGAGAACAGUUGAGACGUUCAUUAACCUGGCGCUGGCCGCUACCUGCAAUGAGAAUGAUGUGCUCAAAGCCUUGAAGAAGUACAUAAUCGAUGAAGAGGUCGAGAAACUCCAGAAAGAAUCGUUCGUAAAGAUGCAAGAGCUUCUCAACUGCCAUGCACAGGACAAUACAGGCUUCUACGACAGCUGUGACGUAUUUGAAGACCAGAGGCUCCUGGAUAUUACCAGGUUGGCCUCAGCCACGCGGAGGUUCUUUCGCGGCAAGGAUUCCCAUCACGGCAAGUUCGUCCCUGACAAGGUCAUCGAUCUCCUGAUCUCAAUGCUUGGAGGUGGCUUCACUCCUAGGCGUGUCAUCAGAGACAUUGCUAUUCCCACGUUCCAGCGUCUUCUGAGGGAAUAUGCCGGCUAUGAAAGCGUCGACGAGGGCGGGAAUGAAAGUGACCAUGAAAUUGGCGAAGAGCGUGGGAGGCAAACCACAGCUGCACGUGUCAUUGAGCACGUAGAAUCAUACUAUAAGGUAAGCAUGAUAUCGUUCGUGGGUUAUGUUAACUCCAUGAUCGUCGAGAAUGGAAUUCUUGCUCGGCUCCCGAUGGAUAUUCUCAGCCAAACGACCAUCGAGAACAAAACCGCGGAAACCAUAAAGAAAAUAGCUGGGGAAAAGGAAGCCGCUGCUAAACGGCGAGAGCGAGCCCAGAAAGAUUCUCUGGUGCUAAGCAAGACAGUGGAGACACUGAGAGGUUACCUGCAGAGUGAAUGAAAAGCAACUGUCGAGUUCAUUCAUAAGGAGAUGAUGGGGACAUUGAGUCGUAACGACAUAGCUUAACUGUGGAUGUACGGAGUAUUCAAAGACAAAG